CUUUUCCAUGUGAUCCCGACAGUUGUCAUGGCGCUUUCACGUGAGUCUGACCGUUGCUAUGGCGUUGUGCUGUCCGGAAGCGGCUUGGAGGGAGCUGCAGGAGCCCGUUUUGGGCGGUGACUGGGAAUUCUUCUUGGAAAUCAGUGGCGGUAUUCGCAUUUACCGCAGGUGCUGCCAGGAAUCUAGUCUUUAUGAAUACAAAAUCUAUGGAGCCUUUCCAGAUUGUGAUCCAGAGUUGUUCGCAGAUGUGUACAUGGAUCUGGAGUAUAGGAAGCAAUGGGAUAGUUACGUGAAAGAACUCUGUGAGCAGGAGUAUAAUGGACAGAAAGUGAUUUACUGGGAAGUCAAGUACCCAUUUCUUUUGUCUAACCGUGAUUAUGUUUACAUUCGUGAGCGCCAUGACUUGGAUGUUGAUGGACGAAAGGUUUGGGUGAUUGUUGCCAAAUGUGUGCCUGGUUUACCAGUGAAAUCCAGUGUCAUCAGAGUGGAGGAUUAUCAUCAAACUGUGGCUCUGGAGAGUGAUGGUAAACAAGGCACCAAAGUGUUCAUGCAUUACUUCGAUAACCCUGGGGGUAUGAUCCCAACUUUCCUUGUUAACUGGGCAGCAAAGACUGGAGUGCCUUCCUUUCUGAAAGACAUGCAGAAAGCUUGUGCUAACUACUCUGAGUACUGCAAGAAAUCUGGGAAAUAAUCGCCAUGCUAUUGAUUCAGAUUUGAUACUCUGCAAGGAUGAGAAGAUUUGUCCCAACUUGAAAGACAUCUCACCUUUCUGCUAUAUUGUGAUUGGCUUGCAUUGUUUGACCAGUGGAAAAAUCAUUUAUCAAUAAGACUGUCUGCACUCACUACACUGUAUAUCAUUUUAUACUAUCCUCCUUAUCCAAUGAAUCCUUGGUAUCCCUAUCAUGGAGUGUAGAAGAAAAUGAAGUAAUGACCACCCAUAAACUACACUUUUAUAAGCGGGCAAAAGUUCUGCAGCCUUAAUCUUACCCACACAAUGAUUUUAAUGGGGACUGAUUUAAAAACAAAUGGCAGGUGUGGAGUUGAAGAGUUUCUUUGAGUGGAGCAGGAGAAAAUUGGCACUGCACUUUGAAUGUUGUUUGGAAUUGUGUUUUCCUGUCUGUUGGUAUUUGAUUGUUUUCCAUUAGCCAUGACUAGGAGACAGGUCCCCACUGCUAGAUUGAUGGUUGGGCUGUGCAUUAUAUGCAAAUCUUAAAUCAAGGCAACCAGAACAAAAUAUUAAUAAAUAUUGCUGACCCUUUCCUGGAUCUAAGUCUGAAGGUUUUCCGGGUGUUCUUUACUCCUGAGUUUCCACUUUGCUUCCACCCCUCUUUAUUUCUCUCAGGGAUUUAGUUGAUCCUGUUGUGUACUUGAGGCUCACAUAUGGUGAACAAUAUGGUUGACUGGAGCUCAGUGGCUUGCUAGUUGAAGAAGCUUUAGCUGUACUCAGUGAGGGAUUAUAAAAUGCCAGCUACUUAGGUCUAACUUACAGAUGUUGAAAGUAAACUUAUGCUUUGGGCAUUGGUGGGGGUGGGGGGGUGGUGAACCUAAUGCCAAUAUUCACUGCUCUUUAGUAUGUGGGAGCAUAAGCUGCUUUCUCAUUGAACUUGGUAUACAAGUUUAGAACUGAAUCAUAAUGUGCCACUCUGAAAUCAAUGCAACAGUUACUGAUUGGCUUCCAGCAGUUAUAGUAUAUCUGAAUCAGUGUAGAGGUGUGAGGGGCCUUGCCUUUUUAGUUUCAAUGUAUGGAAUCUAGUUUUCUGAAUGAGUACAGUGUCUCUCACAUAUUUCUUGAUGGACUGCACCUUGUUUUAAGUGAAAUUAUGAAUGUAAAUCUUGUGUUGUUCCUUCGUAUCUACCUAAAUUCUCUGCUUAUUACUCAUUGCUAUCAAAUAAGGCUUACUCUGGUUGGAACUUAACAGUGGAAGGUUUAGUAUGGUAUUUUCUAAAUUCCUGAAUGGCCUUUUCUGAAAUUGGACAUGAGCACAGCCUUUUAAGACAGCUGCUAACAUUUGGAUACUUAAUUCUCUCUCCCAGUGGUCAAAGGUGUUGCCUUUAUUCUUUGCAGUAUAUAGGGCCACACAUGAAGGCUAUAUGCUACCCUGUUGAUUUCCCCGUGGGUGCUGGCAUUCUUGACUGCAUGGCUAAGAAUGGAACUGUAAAUUUGUAACUUUCUCUUCAUGAUCUCAAUUCUUAAAACAGAUUGUUGCUAAUCUUUUUAUAAUCCUGAGAGGAUUUUUCUGCAUUCUUUUAAGCCCAGCCCAUCCUACAUCUUUAAGCCUUAGUAAUCCUGUUCACUUUCCCUUUUGUUACCCUUCUGUCCACUCCACGAUCAGACCCUGUUUAAAGCAAUCUCCUCUACUUCCUUGUGGCUGAUUGUAAGUGUUGCCUUGAUCCCUGGCUACUUCAAACUCUUACCCCAUUUUGCUCUUUCUAAAAUUAUGCCUUGACUGUGAUCCUGUUUUCUGUACAUUUUUUAAAUGUGCUGCAUCACCCAACCAAGAGAUAUGAAAUUCUUUUUUUUUAUUUCAGCAUUUCAUUCCACUAGUUUCCAACUUCCUAAUGUUUCUCUUGCAUCAUUAGCGUUUUGUGCUGAAUCUGUUCCUUUGUUUAGGCUGCCCAGUCAUGCAUUGUAUUUGUUUUCCUGAAGCUUCAAAAUUAAAACUUGAGUAAACAUUCUGUAAUCUUUGUUUGCUGUGGAUCUGAAUGGAAAUCUGAAUGAUGCAUCCCUCAGUGGUAAGAGGGGUAUCUCCCUUGUUUCAGCAGCUAGUGGCAGUGUGCCAGUUGGCUGAGAAGGUACUAGGAAGCUGAUAUCUGGUGCUGUGAUCUUUGACUUAUUUGGAACUUUAAAUAAAAUCAAAGUUUCUCUUGCAACAAAACUUCCACUUUUUUACAUCGUGUUCAGUUCAAAAAUGUUUCAAGGUGCACUGCAAUGGCCAUUCUCGGACAGAAUUGAAUGUUCAGCUGCAUCCAGUGUCCAUUAUGUUCAAAACCUUGGCCAAAUUUCCAGGUUUUUGUGGGAUGACUUAAGGAGCAGAGAGAGGUCCACAGGAAAUUCAAGUGCUUGAAGUAUAACAACUGCAGAUCUGGGCUGCAAGGGUGGAGUGCAGGAAGCUGGAGAUGAGCAAGGAACCAGGAUUGAAAGUGUGCCAGCCCCUGAGGGUGAUAGAAGUGGGGGAGAUCAUCGGAGAGGAAAGAUGAAAAAAAACUUGAGCACCAGAAUGGACAAAGCUACACAAGUGUAAUAUGUAACAUCAACUGAGGGGACAAAUGGAGUAUGAGUGAACCAGCGGAGCUCUAAGUAAAGUUUUGGUUUUACUUAAGGCAGGAGACAGGUGAGUUGGAAGGAAGGUAUACUACAUGGGAUAAAGAAGCAGCAAUGAAAGGAUGUUUAAAAAUUAAGCUGCACAUGUAUUUAAUUAAACUGCAAUGACAUGAAUAAGUAGAAACUUGGGACGAAAGGAAGCUUAAGAAUUGAUUAGAGCAGAAUGUAAUUGUACGUACUAACUCUAACUCAUACACUGGAACACCUAGAUGGCUUUGCAACUCAAAAUUCUGCAGUUGUUACCAUUUAAAUAAUACUCCCCCUUUUCUAUGCUUCCUGUCAAAAUGAGCAAUGCUACACUUUGAUUUUUUUUUUGGGUUUUGUUCAUGUUCAUAACCUAUGAAUUUACAUCAUCCUCAUAGCAUACUUUCUUCUGUAUUUUUGUCACCUGCUUGUUUAGCUACCAUGUCUUUGAUUCCUUUAUUCUUCAGCUGUGUCCCCUAUUCUAGUCUCCUUAAGAGGAAAAAUUCUCCUCAAUUGCAUUCAGGAUCUUGAAUGUACAACAAGAUUGUGCCUUAGGGCCAACCUGUUCAGUCUUUGUUCAAAAAGUAAAUAUUUCAGGAAUGAUUGCACAGGACUCCAAAUAUGCUCUCAUAAAGGUCCAGUACAACUGCAGUAACAUUUCUCUACUCUUGUAUUCUAUUUCCCUUGUAAUAAACACCCACUUUUUG
Messenger RNA from Stegostoma tigrinum, 3993 nucleotides. It is a transcript of the gene pctp, whose product is annotated as phosphatidylcholine transfer protein. Lineage: Eukaryota; Metazoa; Chordata; Chondrichthyes; Orectolobiformes; Stegostomatidae. Gene Ontology annotation, molecular function: phosphatidylcholine intramembrane carrier activity; phosphatidylcholine binding. The transcript is spliced from 6 exons. The record is from RefSeq and is a predicted model, not a curated record. Bases 59 to 691 code for a protein of 210 amino acids.